Dentiscutata erythropus is the source of this 894-nucleotide messenger RNA. The record is from the annotation of a GenBank genome assembly. NCBI's taxonomy places the organism in Eukaryota, Fungi, Glomeromycota, Glomeromycetes, Diversisporales, Gigasporaceae.
AUGCAACCAACCCCAAACUCUACUCAAGAAGAAUCUCUUCCUGACGAUAGUUCGUCAGGUUAUUAUGGUGUAGGUGAAAAUGAUUUAGAACAAUUUUUAGGUUUUGAUGAAGCUGAAAUUAAAGAAGUUUUAUCCGCAGUAUCUAUGAAACCAUUUCAUUCCGCAGCUUUUAAAAAAGGGAUAAGAGAACUUAGACAUGCACUCUCCGUAAAUUUAAAUAAUCCACCUCCACCCCCUCCCUUAACAACUUCUAAUUCUUUUUCAAUACAUUCGACAUAUUUGGCGGCAAAUCCUUCAUUGCCAUUGGAUGUAAUUAUAAAUCACGCUAAAAUAUAUGGUAAAAAUAGUGAUAGGCAAUUAACAUCAUAUGAACAAGCGAUUAAUCAAGCAGCAAUAGAAUUAGCACUUUCCGAUCCAGCAUUGAUGGCUAAUCGAGGUACAUUAUUCGAGAAAGCAAAAGCAAAACUUUUAUUAGAAGGUUAUACUUAUAAGAGAGGUCAAUCACGUUCAAAAUUAAAUCCCAAUGCACCUAAACCUGGAAUAAAAUCAUCUCGAGUGAACCUUCGAUUAAAAAGAAAUUUACAUGCCGCACAGAAUAGUGAAAAUCGUAACGCAAGAAUUUCGGAACUUGAACAUAAAUUACAAAUCAAAGGAACUCAAUAUGAAGCUGCGCAAGAACACAAAAGGAUUAAGACUACUCAAGGAGAUACGGAAGGAUUGGAUAAAGUGGAAAUAGCAUUAGAAGCAAUUGAACGUGAAAGAGCGGAAAUUUCCAAAGAAUUGGCGACAUUGAAAAGUAAAGAACGUAAGCAUCGUUGGUAUGAACAAAGGAAAAAAGUGAGAAUGGUAGAAACGGGAUUUGAUGAAACGACAGCGACAUCAGUGAUGAUAUGA